CCAUGAGGAGUACGCACCUUGCACCGGUCGCACGCCUGGCCCGUACGCGACGAGCUGGCUAGCUUCUUCUUGACCGAGCCUGAGAAAUCACUGUUCGGCAGGCGCUGCUGCUGCGGCGUCGUCAAUGGGCUCACCGCAACGCCAGGCUCGAGUUUGGGAAUCUUGGUGGCCUGGGGAAGGUCGCCUUCCGAAGGCCUCUUGGGUGCCAUCAUGCGUCCUGACGUGGAAAGGGAAUCGCCGUGGAAGAAGCCGCUGCAGAUUCCCGCUCUCGGGCUGGGCGGUCGCUCAAGGAUGUGUCAGCUCGAGCUCAUGGCAGGUACCGGGCACACGAGACAGCGCCGCGAGGGCGCCAGCUGUGCGAUGUUCGGGGUCCUUUGCGAUGCGUGUCUGAACUGUGGAAGAUGUUGGAGACGGAGGGGACUCGUCACGGGGCGAUUCAGCUGUCACUGCCAUGCCAAUAUUUCUACCCAGCCGAACCUUGGAAGAGGCUGCACCCAAACCACAUCCGUCCAUGACGUCUCUGCUGCCCAGGGUACGGCCGACACAUCUGAAUCCCGACGCUACCAGAGAGCCCGCAUACACGGUCGAGAUCGCUCACAGUCAGCGUCUCCCAUUUGGACCUCGCCGCGAACUGCUGGACCGAGCGCCGCGCCAAGCCCGCUAUUGCCCAAAACGGCGACCUUGAUGAAAGGACCUUGCCCAGAGUCUCUACAACAAUCCCCACGUAUUCGGCGAAAGGUCUUCAUCCUUAUUGGAAUCCCUCUAGAACUUUGAGUUCUCCCCGAGCUGCUGAAAGGAAAAGAAAGACGCCGGCCCGACGGCACAAUUUCCGAGCCUAGCCAUGGCCAAAGUGCGGACCUUUCGCCUUCCGCACUACGAU
This is a messenger RNA of Trematosphaeria pertusa, 880 nucleotides long. RefSeq lists its product as uncharacterized. The transcript has a single exon. Lineage: Eukaryota; Fungi; Ascomycota; Dothideomycetes; Pleosporales; Trematosphaeriaceae. Bases 211 to 774 code for a protein of 187 amino acids. The record is from RefSeq and is a predicted model, not a curated record.